AUGAAAUCUUUACAUAAUCCCAUUGUUUCGUCGACUUCAACUUGGGAAACAACUUCAAACUCAAAUUCAAACUCAUCUUCCACAUCAUCAAAUACCUAUAAUAUUCCUACAGUAACUGAGACUGUUCAAGAUCAACAAUCACAUAAAGUGACACAUUCCUCAUUGAUAAGAUUACAGAAAUUACAAUCGCCAACAAAUUCAUAUUUAAAUGAUAUAAUAUUCAUAUUCCUCAUUUGCUCAAGUCAAUUCAUCACAUUAGCUUCCGCCUCUCAGGCAAUCUUACAAAUGGAUUCACUUUCCGUAUGGUUUAAAAUACCACCUACAUCAACAUUACAACUAGGUUGGGUCAAUGCAUCCUUCGCCAUGACAUGUGGAGCUUUCAUAAUACUAGCAGGGAAAUUAUGUGAUAUUUUAAAUCCAAGAAUAAUAUUCAUCUCAGGGUACGUUUGGUUCUCUCUAUGGACUUUAAUUACUGGGUUCGCUUCGUAUGUCCCCAAGAAUAUGAUCUUUUUAUAUAUUUGUAGGGGUUGCCAAGGUAUAGGAGGUGCUCUUUUGUUUCCCAGUGCAUUAAUCUUAUUAAAUCAAUAUUAUACGGUACCAGAACCAUCGCCAUCGCAGUCCCAGUCGAAGUCCCCUACAACUUCAGCUCCGUCUCCAUCUCAUGAUAUAGAAAAAAAUUUAUCAUCAGAUGAUGAUAACGACGGUGAUAGUUCUAUUGCUGAUGACAGCGAUAUUAUUUGUACAAGUAAAUCAAUUGCAUUCUCAUUAUAUGGUGCAUGUGCACCUUUAGGAAUUGUCAUUGGUGGUAUAUUUUCUGCAAUUUUCACACAAUUGGCCACAUGGCCUUGGAAUUAUUGGUCCAUGUCCAUCGUCACCACACUCUUAAGUAUCUUAAGUUAUUUUUACGUUGUAGUACCAAUCCCAGUGGAAAAAUUAGAUUCAAAUCCCAACUCUUUAAAAAAUUGGAAAAAUUUCGAUUUUCUUGGUGUCAUUUUGGGGAUUAGUGCAUUAAUUUUAUUUGGUGUUUCGUGGGAUCAGGCAACAAUGUAUAAAUUCAAGACAAUCCAUGUUUAUCUAACAUUACUAUUCUCGUUAGUAUCAUUUAUUGCAAUGAUCAUAUGGGAAUAUUAUUUUAAUAAUCCGAUAAUACCAAUCAGACAAAUUCAUCCAGGUACAAUUAAAGCCUUAUUAGUGGUAUUUUUUUCAUACAUUUCAUUUACUCAAUGGUUAUUUUAUACAUGGAAACUAUUUACAGAGGUGAAAGAUAACUCACCGAUAUUAGGUUCAGUGAAAUUCAUCCCUUUAUCUGUUGCAGGGAUAAUUUCAGCCACAUUCUCGAUCCUAUUAAUUGUCAAGAGAGUCCCCGUUCAAAUCAGAUUAUUAGCUGGAGCAAGUUCAUUCCUUUUAUCUCACAUUUUGUUAUUAACUUGUAAAUUAGAUUCAUCAUAUUGGACAUAUCAAUUCUUUUCCAUAAUAAGUAUAUCAAUUGGGUUAGAUAUAUCAUUCCCAAGUGCCACAUUAUUGUUAACGAAUGGGAUCCCACCAGAGAUUCAAGGUAUAUGUGCUGCGCUUGUCGGGUCAGUACUAAAUUAUGGUACAGCCAUUGGUCCACCAAUUGCUCAAACUAUCAUUCAAUACCAAUGUGAAAGUUGUAUGAGUGAUCCACAUGAUAAAAAAGCAUUUUUGAAAGGUAUUCAUAUUGCUGGUGCUGUUGGAGUUGGAUGUAGUGGUAUUGCUGUUUUGAUUGGAAUUUAUGGGACCAUUACUGAAUAUUCAUGGAAGACUAAGGGGUUCUCCAAGAAAUGUAUCAAAUAA
Molecule: messenger RNA, 1815 nt
Organism: Naumovozyma dairenensis CBS 421
Lineage: Eukaryota; Fungi; Ascomycota; Saccharomycetes; Saccharomycetales; Saccharomycetaceae
Exons: 1
Coding region: 1-1815 (604 amino acids)
Biological process (GO): transmembrane transport
Cellular component (GO): membrane
Molecular function (GO): transmembrane transporter activity
Source: RefSeq, a predicted model, not a curated record